GCCGGCUGUUUGCUGCUGAUUCACAUUGAGGAGGAAAAACAUCGCUGUGUACAUGUUGAAUAAACAAGUUGUCAUUGUACGGUGUGGAAAUUUAUCAGCAGUAUAUUCCGACAGGUUAUGAUGGUCCCCACAGACUUUAAAGCUCUGAUCCAAAGGUUUUAUCACCUUCAGUCAGAGCGAGUGGAGACAUAUCAGCUCUUUGAAGAAGGACACGAGGCCUACUUGAGGACGGGGCCCCAUUAUGACUUCGACCACUACAGGCAGCUGGUCCAUGAGAUAACACAGGCCUUCUGCGGCAUCUCCAAGGAAGUGCUGGAGAUCAAGGGGAGGCUGCACCAUGAGUUUGACAGGCCAGACCUCUCUGAGCACAUGGAAAAGUUGCAGAACAAAGAAAAGCAAAAGCUCGAACUGACAGCCAAGCUGCAGCUGGCCAGGCAGCGGGCCCAGGAUCACCCAGAGGACGAAGACUGUCAAGAAAAGAUUCAGGAGAUCAAGCACGACAUCAUCAAGAACAAACAGGCUCUGAGUGAGAUCAUGCAGGACUUUAAGUAUGACUCUGAGGAGUCUGACUGACAGGCAAGUCCCAGGAGGGCUGCAGCCGCCCUCUCACAUCAGCAGACAGCGGGGAUGACAGAUCGACUCGGCUCUGCUGCAACUUCCAUCUUGGACUCUUCAGCUGCACUUAUCGAUCCCCCUCUGGCUCCACCCUGCUCACUGCUGCAGUCUUAUUCCACCCAGGGGGGCUUUUCAUAUUCUGGCUGUGUGUGUGUUUUUAUCUGUAGUCAUGUGUUUGUGUAAAUGCACGCCUCAGCAAAAACACUGCUUUUUGUUGUAAUGUAUUAGGAUGAUGAAAUGUGUAAAUAGUAAAUGAAUCUAAGAAGCUUAUCCAGCGAUAUUUGUUUAUAUGAUACAUUGAAUUUUUUAAACAAUAAAGACACUUUCA
This is a messenger RNA of Scomber japonicus (chub mackerel), 943 nucleotides long. RefSeq names its product required for excision 1-B domain containing (gene rex1bd). The coding region runs from base 118 to 573 and encodes 151 amino acids. NCBI's taxonomy places the organism in Eukaryota, Metazoa, Chordata, Actinopteri, Scombriformes, Scombridae. The transcript has 5 exons. The record is from RefSeq and is a predicted model, not a curated record.